Molecule: messenger RNA, 1044 nt
Organism: Lodderomyces pseudojiufengensis
Lineage: Eukaryota; Fungi; Ascomycota; Pichiomycetes; Serinales; Debaryomycetaceae
Exons: 1
Coding region: 1-1044 (347 amino acids)
Source: RefSeq, a predicted model, not a curated record
AUGAUUCAAUUGACUAGAAACGGUAUAUUAAAAUCUAAUUUUAAUCAAUUUAUAAGGAAAGUAACAACAAAAUCACAUUUAGCUUCAAAUCCUUUCAAUGUUGAAAAUAUGCAAAUGAUAAGAGAAUCAAAAAAUCAAUUUCCAAAACCAAAUUUUAUUAGUUUUGAUUUAUUUGGUACAUUAUAUUAUCCUAAGAAAUCAAUACCUGAACAAUAUUAUGAUAUACUGAAACAUGAAUUUGGUAUAUCAUUACCUGCUCAAACAAUAGCUGAAAAAUUCCCUAAGAUAUAUAAAGAAAUGAUGAUUGAAUAUCCAAAUUAUGGUAAAGGUAAUCCAAAAUUUGAAAAUACAGAUUCUUGGUGGGAAGAACUUAUAAAAAGAAUUUAUAAAACAAAUGAUUCCAAAAUAGAUGAUGAAAAAUUAAAUGCUUUAGCUUAUAGAUUAAUCCAUCAUUUUACAAGUAAUGAAGCUUAUUCAUUAUAUCCUGAUGUUUUGCCAACUUUAAAAUUUUUAAAAAAUAAAGGUGUAAGAUUAGUUGCGUGUAGUAAUUCAGAUGAAAGAGCUUUAACAAUAUUAGAAUCAUUAGGUAUAAAACAAUUUUUCCAUUGUAAUGAAAUUUUACAUUGUGAUAAUGUAUUUUUAAGUUAUAAUUUAGAUCAUUUAAAAGGUGAAAAAAUAUUUUAUGAUAAAGUUGCAAUGAUUGAAUAUAAAUCUGAAAUUAAUUCAAAUUAUUCAAAAAAGCAUGUACCAGUUGAAUUUUUAACUGGUUGUUAUCAAAUUGGUGAUAAUUAUAAUGAGGAUUUCAUUGGAUCAAUAAAAGCUGGUUGGAAUGGUGUAUUAUUAGAUAGAAAUGGUUCUCAUAGUCUUAAUUUAACAAAAAAUAGAGAAAGUAAUCCAAAAUAUGAUGCUUGUGCUUUAAGUCUGCAAGAAAAAGAAUUGAGUAAUAAUAAUGAUGAAGAUGAUAAUGAACCAUUAGUUUUAGCUAAUAAUAGAAUAGUUAUUACUAAUUUGGAACAGUUAUUGAAGUUAUUUGAUUGGAAUUGA